This is a messenger RNA of Girardinichthys multiradiatus, 4068 nucleotides long. RefSeq names its product centrosomal protein 85 (gene cep85). Gene Ontology annotation, cellular component: centrosome. Lineage: Eukaryota; Metazoa; Chordata; Actinopteri; Cyprinodontiformes; Goodeidae. The record is from RefSeq and is a predicted model, not a curated record. The transcript has 13 exons. The coding region runs from base 150 to 2477 and encodes 775 amino acids.
CUUGAGGGUUGUCUUGGUGAGAAUCAGUUGGCUAGCGGAACAACGGCAGCAGCAGUGGAUGGUACAGAUUCGGCAUCAGUUACGAGCCUUUAUCCGAGAUUUACCAAUGCAGUUUGUGUUCAUGUAGAGAGUCAGGUUGGUUCGCUGACAUGGAGUGGCAGACGCCAGCUGUUUCAGAGAAGUUCCAAAGCCGUUUUGGCCGCCGGUCAGGAACAUCAGAUAGCGGGGACACUGGGAUUGGCACUUCAGCGUCUGACAGCACGGAAGAUUUUUGCAGUUCCAGCAGCAGCCCCUCUUUCCAGCCCAUCCGCAGUCAGAUCCCCAUCCCCACUGCACAUGUCAUGCCAUCCACAUCCGGUGCUUCGGCCUCUAAGUCCCGCUCAUUUGGCCAGGAAGACGCUCUGUACUCAACUGAGGGUCACAGGUCAUCUUCUGGUUCAAGAACACCAAGUGGCUCCACAUCGAAGUCUUCCUCGCUCUCUAAAUCGGCCUCUUCACCGAACUUGGACGCUCAGCCUGCUGUAGGAGCUGAUCAUGUUGGACCCAAGCCAGAUUGCCUGAGCCGCUACCGCAGCCUCAUCAAUGGGCUGGACCACUCGCUUUUUCCCACAGAUCACACAAGGCUGGAUGAGGGGCAGAGGUUUGAGACCCCUGCUGUGGAACCUACUCUGAAUCAGUCGGCCCUGUUAGGAGGGUUAUGCCCUGAUGUCAGGCUCCGAUUACAGACCACCGGGAUUAGAGAGCUUUCAGACUUUGUGUCUGAGGCUUACAGGGGAGGUAUGGAGCAGAGCUACAAGGUUUUGCCUGAAGCAAGGCCCAGCCUCGCCGGAAUAGCAGAAACCUCUAAUCAGAGGGGUAGUCAGCCAGGUACGGCCGGAUCUGCCGGGACUUUUUCAAACCCGCUCAGUCUGCAGACCCAGGCUCUGCUGAGGGAGCAUACAAGUCCCAAAAGUUACGAUCCACUGCGACAGGACAGAUGUAGUGAACUUUCUAGCUGGCAGCAAAAACAGCAGCUGGAGACUUUACGCCUACAAGUGGAACAGAUGCAGUUGCUGAAUGCUGGAGUAAGUCAGUACCCGUCCCUAUACUCGGCACCACUGCACUCUGAGUCAGGCAAGUGGGACGCUCUGGUGAAAGCCAGCGAGAGUCUGCUGAAGGAGAAAGAGCUGAUCAUUGAGAGACAGAAGCAACACAUGGCCCAGCUGGAACAGCGUCUGAGGGAAAGUGAACUACAAGUUCAUGGAGCCUUGCUGGGCCGAGGGGCUUCUUACAGCGAUAUGUUUAUGAUGCGUCUUCAGGAGGCUCAGAGGGAAAAUGCGUUCCUUAGAGCUCAGUUUGCUGAGCGCACAGACUGCGCCGCGCUGGAGAAAGCAGAGGCAGAACGCCGACUCGGUGCAGUCGAGGCCGAGACGCGCAGGUUGACUGAGAGUCUAAAGGAAGCCUGCGAGAGGCAUGCAGAGGAAAUGAAGAAACAGGAAGAGAGGAUCCGCAGUCGAGACAAACACAUUAACAACCUAAAGAAGAAGUGUCAAAAAGAGGCUGAACUAAAGAGGGAGAACCAGCAGCGGAUUGAAACUCUGGAGCGCUACCUAGCUGACCUGCCGACCUUAGAGGACUAUCAGAGUCAGAAUAAACAGCUUUUAGAGGCCGAGCAGCUGACAGCUCAGCUGCAAGAAAAAGUAAGAGAGCUGGAAGCCACCCUAGAGAAGACGCACUCAGAACUAAAGGAAAAAGAUACUCGGCUGGAGGAGCAGAAACGCAGGGAGAGAGACCUGCUGACAACCAUUACUGACAUGCAGCAGCGUGUGCAGCAGGGCCUUGAGGACGGAGCCAGACUCCCGUGUCUGGAUAUUGAGAAGCUUAGAGGAGAGAACAACACUUUAAGAGAGGAGCAGCAGAGACUCAAAAAGGUCAUUGAGAAGCAACAUCGAAUGAUGGAACAGCUUGGCUCUCAAAUACAGGCUUUGGAGGAGCAGAUCUCUCAGGAAGAAAGCAGCUCUCAAGCUCUUAGAGAGGAGGCGCUGACCAAAGAUCAGAAUGUCUUAGAGCUCCACACAGCCAUGAAGGAGCUGUCAGCCCAGAACCAGGAACUUAUUGAGCAGAAUCUGACGCUGCAGGAGCAGAUGAGUGAUCCAGAACAGAUGAUCUCUAACCAGGCCUCCUCCGGCCUCCAGCCAGCAGGAGCCCAUCUCACACAAAGGCUGCACUCAGAGAUCGCCUCUUGUCUCAGCGACCUGCGGUCUCUGUGCAGCAUUCUGACCCAGCGGGCCCGGGGACAGGACCCCAACCUCUCUCUGCUGCUUGGUCUCACUUCACCUCCAGCAGUUUCAGAGCAGGAUGAGGACUGGAUGGAACCAGACGUGUUGCAGAAGAAGCUGGUGGAAGCUCAACAGCUGCGCCGGGAUGUUGAGGAACUGCGUAAUGUAAUUCUGGAUCGCUACGCACAGGACAUGGGGGAAAACUGCAUAACUCAAUAACAGUGACUUCCCACUGAUGGAGGAAUCUUCACCUCUGGCGUCUCACAGGCUUUCUAGCCUGGUUACUGAAUGUUUGAAUAAAGCCUGUGUUUUAAUUUCUUAAAAUAAGGACAAACAAAAUGUUUUAACUUUAGCUUAUCUCACCUGACGGAACAUUGAGUCCCAAGCCUAGCUGUAGCUCCAAUCCCUCUGAUCAACACAGUUAGUUUGUCUAUUUCAGUCCAAGGGCUAACAGGAAAUAACUUACCUCUACUACUUGAUCCUUUAAGCAUUGUGUGUGUGUGUGUGUGUGUGUGUGUGUGUGUGUGUGUGUGUUUGAGGUUGACAUUGUAUUAUCAUUUACCAAACAGUCUUAUUCUUUGUUCUACUCAAGUAGGUAGCACUUUGUUUAGAAGUCCCACCUCUAUAAUUUAUUUAAAUCUUUUAUUUUCCUGUUUAGGGGAAUGAUUUUUCUAGUGGUUGACAAUCAACUGGACAUGUUUUAACUUGUGCUUUUAACUGAAUUUACAAAGAAAUGUUACCAAUACAUCAUUAUUUCUAAUGGUGAGCACUGUAAUAAUAGACAGUGCUGUGACGUAGGGGGCAUAACAACUUAAAGGGUUUCAAACCAAAUCAGCUUCUCACACCAACAGGCCUACAACAGUUUUCUAACCAAAGAGACUCUGGAAGCGUGUGAAUGUUGGUGAACUCGCCUCUCCGCUCGUUCUGACUGAACACCAGCGUGUGCCUUUUUCCUAACAAUGCUAACUCGCUUCAGACCAACCGGAAGGGUUGUUUGCAGCUGAAGUUUUCCAAUAUGACCUUUCUCUCAGAGUACCAACCAGUAGGAUAAUCAAUACAUUCCCUGACUCUGACUGUAGAAAACUGGGACGUGUUACAGCAACUGAAGACGCCCCGACUUUUUUUCUUGAUUCAUGAUUGAUGAUUUGGUGUAAAAACUGUUAGUCUGGGCAAGCUUUGUAGAAUUUGCUCUAUUUCAUGUUGAUAAUGGCUGACUUGCAUUUGACAAAGUAGUUGACUGAUAAAUGACAAAGAAACAGUAUUAAUCCUCUGUUUUAUUUAUUGUUUUGAUAACUUUGUGUGAACAAUUUCUGGGUCUACCUGACUUGGUUCACGUAAUAACGUGGUAAUAUGUUCGGAAGAACUUGUGAAGGUCCCAUGGAGUGUCAUGUUGUUCUGGUCAAUUGUAACAGCAUGUUGAGACGGGAGCAGGUUCUCCUACAAGUUUUUUUGUUUUCCUUGUGUGGUGAUCAUCAGAAGGGAUAGCCGGAUCGCCCCGAAGUCACGAUAAGUUUAGGGUAAGCCAUUUAGGAAAAACUCGACACUUUACAGGAGGCAAAAAGGGAUUUUGAAAAUAAAAAUAUGCAAACUACAAAAGAUUUCAACCAGGGACACUCAAGCCAUACUUCAUUUCAUGGGACCUUAAAACUUCACUAGCACAUGGUUUCGCUUUGAAACGUCAGGCUCUGCAUGCCUUAACAUCUCAAAUGUUUUGCAAAAAGGAAAAAGACGUUUAUAUUUUCAUACUGUUGUUUAUGUUUGUAAUUGAAUAUUGUAGAAAUAAAGAUUUUGGACAUUGUUUUUCAUGGAA